AUGAGAGAGAGAGGUUUCAUGUUUUGGUAUCAUUCUCGUCCCCUUGACCUCUCCCAAUUUUGGCGUAUCUCUGAAUUCAUUAAUAUUUCAGCGAAGGCUUAUUCAGAUGGCCUGGCCUCUGAUUUCGGUCGAACAUGCUGUUUGGGUGUGAGCGCUUCAGGCUAUUAUCAUUUUGUUUUGUGCAAACGGAGAUCCAACACUAGAAAUAUUCUUGAUAUGGUCAAGGCCUUCAACUUACCCAUAUGUAGCUUUAGGUUCAAGUUGGGAAUGGACCAAUACUCGUUUCAAUACCAUGAUUACUUUAGUGGCCUUGUUCAAAAAAGAUAGUAGAAAGAUAGUAUCAAGCACCAAGAUACUGCAUCCUGCCACUGU
This is a messenger RNA of Lolium rigidum, 372 nucleotides long. RefSeq lists its product as uncharacterized. The transcript is spliced from 6 exons. The record is from RefSeq and is a predicted model, not a curated record. Bases 1 to 327 code for a protein of 108 amino acids. Lineage: Eukaryota; Viridiplantae; Streptophyta; Magnoliopsida; Poales; Poaceae.